ACACUAUGGUAUAUAUAUAUAUAUAGUUGGCAUAUACGUAACCUAUACGUUAAUUUAUUGUUGCAAAUAAUAUAAGUUACAAAUUUUAUAAUGAUGAAUACACUUUUAUCAUUAAGAAUAUUAUCAUGUACAGGGAAAAAAUUGUUAAUUAACGAUACGAUUAAUUCAAAAUAUUCGUUUGUAAAAACCUUAAGAAAUUUUCACAUAACCUCUUUUAAUACAAAAGAGAUAAGAGGUGUAAAUGACAAAGUUAGAGUUGGUAGUAACAAAUAUAAUUUAGUUGAAGGAGAAGUAGAAGGUUCAGUUCAUAACUUAGACCAAACAAAACUAUUCCCUGAAGAAGACACACCAAAUUGGAUUUUUAAAGGUAUACCAUAUAAGGAAUUACCAAUUGUUAAUAUAAAAGCAACUCAUAACAAUACUAUUCUAUCUUUGACAGAUUAUCAAGGAAAGGUACUAGCAGUACAUUCUGCAGGUAGAGAAGGUUUUAAAAAUACUAGAAAGGGUACUAAUGUCGCAGCGCAACAAACGGCAAUUAGUUUCAGCGAAACAAUUCGAAAUAAAUGUACACCAGUAAUCAGAGUACGUGUAGGUGGAUUAGGUUCUGGUAGAAUGGCUGCUUUGAAAGGUCUUCAAUUAUCAGGAAUAGAAAUAAUAUCAAUCACAGAUAGUACAAAAGUUUCGUGGUGUCCACAAAGACCAAGAAAGCCAAGGAGAAUAUAAUUAUAUCCUAUACAUCCAGAACGGCGUCUUUAAAAAGUCAUCUUAUUAUUAUAAUUUAACAAUUAUAUGUACAUUUACUCAAAAUUAGAACUUCAUAUUUAUAUCAUUGUGUCAAAAUUGCUAAUUUCAUAAUGCAAUAUAAUUUUCAAGUUACGUACUUUUCAUAGAAAUAUUUCUUCAUUUCCUUGAAGAUUUCAAAUCCGAUAAUAAUUCUGAACAUUUUAUUAAGUUAUUAUUAAAUAAAAUUUAAUAAAAGUUUUCAAUUCGACAUUGAGAAACUAAGUAAGUUGAAGAAAUAAUUUGUCAAUGGUACGCGUAGAAAAAAGCAAAUUUUUAAUUUUUAUUCUCUUUUAAUUUGAAAAUAAUUGUAUAGAAAAAAAAAAAAAAAAAGAAAAAACCGGUUUAUGGAUUUCAUCACGAUUUGAUAUUAGAUUACGAUCUUAUAUAUAAACGUAAAAAUAUUUCUUGUUUUGCAUUUACGAAUAAUCGAUUAUUCGAAUCUCAAGAGUCUUACUAUAAACUGGAAAAGCGUAUACAACCCCACAAGAGAGUUUGACCUACAUAGGUUAAAGUGCCCUUGGGAUAUUGUAGCCUAUAUUCUGUAAUUAAGCGUUUCUAUCCUUAACUAUAAACUUUCAACGAAAGUUAUACGCAACGUUUAUUGUGCUGAUUUAUUGACGGUAUUGUCUACAUCCUACCAAC
This is a messenger RNA of Vespa velutina, 1425 nucleotides long. RefSeq names its product 30S ribosomal protein S11 (gene mRpS11). Gene Ontology annotation, cellular component: ribosome; mitochondrial small ribosomal subunit. Gene Ontology annotation, molecular function: mRNA 5'-UTR binding; structural constituent of ribosome; small ribosomal subunit rRNA binding. Lineage: Eukaryota; Metazoa; Arthropoda; Insecta; Hymenoptera; Vespidae. The transcript has 5 exons. Gene Ontology annotation, biological process: translation; ribosomal small subunit assembly; maturation of SSU-rRNA from tricistronic rRNA transcript (SSU-rRNA, 5.8S rRNA, LSU-rRNA). The record is from RefSeq and is a predicted model, not a curated record. Bases 91 to 723 code for a protein of 210 amino acids.